AUGCUGAUUCCUCCCCAAAUCAUCACACUACCAUCUCCUCAGCGAUUCACCUCAUGGACAGAACAGUUGGCGUCUCCGCCACACCCGCAUUCGCCCAUUGGCAUAGCUGAGAUGAAAUCUGGAUUCAUAUGUAAAGAGGAUCAGUCCCCAAUGGCGUUGUGUCCAUCGAUGAUGUCAGGAUGGGUCCAACUUUCAGAAUCGAGUGGAAACUCCGGCACAAAUUUCAUCAUGUCAUUCGCUAACAACAAGUAUUCCUCUAAGGCAUAUGACAUCGAUAUAUACCUGUCUGCUGCAGUCAACCAUGACGUCGCGAUCAACGUAUCGGCGCCGAAGUUUCAAGACUUUGACAUCAAUUUCAGCUUCUCGCUAACGCCCGGAACGUCCAAACAUCUCAACAUCGACGACAAAUUUCGCAUGCCGGCUGGAACAGGCAUUUCACCAAGAACGCUGGUCAUCACGGCUUCUGAUCUAAUAGACGUCGUGGGUGUUAAUCUAUACGCAUCCAACGGAGACGCAUUUCUCGCAAUACCCGAUCGGUAUUUAGGAAACGAGUACAUGGCGGUGACGUAUAUACCUAGUAGCUCAACAGCUGCCUCGUUUCUGACUGUCAGCGCCGGAACCGGAAGUGACGUGACCCUGUUAUCCAUUACGUUUCCGCGGUGGACCGGAAACGAACAGGUUCCGAUGAACGGGACUCUGUACGGGGCCGGAGAGGUGGCUCGGGUGUCGCUAAUGUCGCUGGAGACCCUGCAGAUUCAGACAAACUACGACUUGACAGGAACCUUCGUGAAAUCCGACCACCCAGUGUCGGUCUACAGCGGGGUGAACCGAACAAGCGUCUACAGCACGACGUGCCUGUCGCAACUCUUGGAUCAGAUGCCACCGGUAGACCGGGCGGGGAAGAGUUACGUCACGGUUCCUUUUCCGAAGCGAGACAUUGGCGAUCUUUACCGAAUAGUCGCUACGGAUGACGACACGGUGCUGUCAGUACCGAACAGCGUCAGCGUAAACCUGACGAGAAGAGGAGACUUCCACGAGACUUACGUCUCGGCAAAUACCUUUUACUACGUCACUGCCACGAAACCAGUGGUCGUGGCGCAAAUUAGCGUGUCGAGGACGUCAUCCAGUGAUAAAUACGGCGAUCCGAGUCUCGUCAUACUCACGCCUACAGAAGGCGCGUAUGGCAACGCUUCGUUUUCCCGCGCUUCUUAUCCAAACUCUUUCGUGACGAUUGUGAUGCUGAAACAGGACCAGGCUGGAAUCAGGUUUGACCAUGAACCUCUCCCAGCUAAUCAGGAAUGGUUUCUGGUGGAGGGGAACGCCAGCUACACGGCGACACAAGUGUUGGUUGGUUCCAGUGACACCCCCCGGACCAUCUACCACAGCGGCGGAGCUAAAUUUGUAGCAUACUUCCACACAGGGACGACUUGCGAGGCACAGGCGAUGUCUCUGGGUUUAUCAUUGCCUGUUAUUAACGAUCCAUGUAAAGUCUCUAUCAGUGAACCUGGCGAUGGUCUGGAUAAUGAUUGUGACGGCCACGUUGACGAAGAGGCGUGUUGCUUGAACAUAGACAUUGCUGACAAUGAUGGCGAUGGAAGAUUUAAUGAAGAUUGUGUAGGAGUAUCUGGUAAGUGUACACAUGAUAAAUAUCAGCAGAAACAGAAUCAACACCACCAAAAACACAACCACUACGAUUACCAGCAUUAG
Molecule: messenger RNA, 1707 nt
Organism: Gigantopelta aegis
Lineage: Eukaryota; Metazoa; Mollusca; Gastropoda; Neomphalida; Peltospiridae
Exons: 4
Coding region: 1-1707 (568 amino acids)
Source: RefSeq, a predicted model, not a curated record